AUGCUUCUCUACAACAUGUGUUAUCUAGCUCAUACACAAGGUGUUGAGGUUCCCUUGUGGCAGGCGGUGCAUUGGGUAAUUCAUGGAGUGUAUGUUGUAGCGGAGAGCUUGGGUGUUGGUCGCACUCUACGAUCCCAACGAUACACCGUGACCAAGUCCAUCUGUGAAUCGGCUCGCCAAUAGGCGUAACGCACGCCACGCUAUCAAACUGAGAAUAUUCGAAACGCUGCAGACCCCAAAUGCGCUAGGCAGCUCGAGUACGCCCGCCCUCCUGGGCGCCCCCAAUGCAAAGCGCUUUAUCAAGUCAUU
Messenger RNA from Suillus subaureus, 309 nucleotides. RefSeq lists its product as uncharacterized. NCBI's taxonomy places the organism in Eukaryota, Fungi, Basidiomycota, Agaricomycetes, Boletales, Suillaceae. The coding region runs from base 1 to 183 and encodes 60 amino acids. The record is from RefSeq and is a predicted model, not a curated record. The transcript is spliced from 3 exons.